Molecule: messenger RNA, 667 nt
Organism: Diospyros lotus (date-plum)
Lineage: Eukaryota; Viridiplantae; Streptophyta; Magnoliopsida; Ericales; Ebenaceae
Exons: 1
Coding region: 126-482 (118 amino acids)
Biological process (GO): photosynthesis
Cellular component (GO): membrane; photosystem II
Source: RefSeq, a predicted model, not a curated record
AAUCUCUCCCUCUCCUCAAGUUCAACUCAUAUCAACUCAACCCUUCCUCUCAUUCAAUCCCCAACCCAUUCAAUUCCCACAAUCCACAGGCCAAAUCCAAACCCAAGGUCAAAGUCCGAGCAAUAAUGGCCUCUACUUCGGCACCAAUCAUGGCGGCAAUGCCACUCACCUCUGCAACCCAGAAGAGGAUUCCCAGCUCCGACGCUUUCCUCAAGCCCCUGCCGGUGAGGCCUUCCAGGGCGGUGGCCAAGUCCUUCGGGAAGAGGUUCGAAGCCAGGGCUUCCCUGAAGGAGAAGGCGGUGACCGGCUUGACGGCGGCGGCGCUCACCGCCUCCAUGGUGAUUCCUGAGGCGGCGGAGGCAGCCGUGUCGCCGUCCCUCAAGAACUUCCUGCUGAGCAUUGUGGCCGGCGGGGUGGUGCUGGGUGUGAUUGUCGGCGCCGUGAUCGGCGUCGCCAACUUCGACCCUGUGAAGAGGAGCUGAGGUGCUCUUCUGCUUCGGCAUUCUUUUCCAUCAUGUUCUCUUGUGUUUGUUCUUUAAUGGCUGUCUGAUGAUGCUUUGUAGUAGUAAUUAAUCAUCUCUCUCUCUCUCUCAUAUGUGUGUAAUUGGCGGACUCUUAUAAGCUUCACUUCUCUCAAAGAACUUAAAUCUCACAAUCCCAUCUUCCA